AUGACUUCGUUGGUGGAAUCAGAAGCCCAUUUCGUGCAGCGUGCAGCUGAGGUGCGGCUGUCAGACGCUUCAGUUCAGGCGUUGCGGCGCCAUGGGUUCAGGACCUUGGGGCAGCUCGCUUACACAGUGGGCCAACCAGGCCAGUUGAUACCGGAGGCUGAGUUCACCGAUUGGUGCCGCAAUCAUGUGCCAGCAGCAUCAGCAGCUGAUCUUGCAUCGUUGAAGCGGUUAUUGUUUGAGGCACAAACAUUAGCACUCACGCAGCUCCGAGCUCAGGUGACCGAACCUGAUUCAGCUAGUAAGCGGGUUCCAGAGGCUGAGCGUGAGCGCCGGCUUCAGCAGUUGCGGGAUGAGUUGAGUGGCCUCAACAUUGAAGGGCCUCUGGAGCCGGGGCGGAAGCUUUUGGACGAAUGCUCUCAUCAGGAAGCUGUCGGUCAAUUGAAAUACCUUUCCCCCGACAAGUGUGUCAGUCGCCUGCAUGAGGUCCAGGAGGCGUUGCGGCGUCGGGGCCUAGCUUACACAUUUGCCCAAGCUGUCAGCUGGAAUGCAUAUGAUAAGUAUGUGACCAAGCUGUUUGGUCAUAUGCAUCGUGACCCGCCGCCAAACCAUAAUCGCAUUUCGGUGAGCCAGAUCGUUGAAGCCGAUAGGUUGGUCUUUACCCGUCUCAUUGAGCUUAACAUCAAACCCAAACAGGAACCCAGUGGCGCACGGCCUAUGGACGAAGCCUUGCAUGCAGCACUCGAGUCCUACCAGGUCAGUUUUGCUUUGAUGCAUUUGGCUAGCAAGGGGGGCAACACUCCUCGCCGACCUUGGAAGCGGCCGCGAGUGCAACCGGAUGCCGCUGCUGCCUCAGUGAACCCGGAGGCAAAGAAGGGCAAAGGAAAGGGUAAGAAAGGCAAAGCCGCACCGUGGAUCAGCAUCCCUAAAUUCAUUCGGGACCGGGGCGGUGCUGCGGCCUCUGGUUGUGCCACGGGUGAUGCUCACAUCUUCCAAGGGCACGGCCCGGUCAAGCUUGAUCCCGUCCUCUUCUCAGGUUUGUGUGAAGAGUUUGGCCGGCAGGUUCCUUUCGUUGAUCAUCCUGCGGAAGCUCUCGCCAGGACGAUUCUUGACUCCAAGUCCUUUGAAUUCACUUGCAUAGCUGAACUUGUCAGUUUGCUUCCAUCUGAAGCUCCCGCGCGUUCCGAUGGCGUAAAUCCUGGAGGCCAUUCCUGGACCUCUGGCGCAUACGUCCUCGGUGGCAACCUUGGAGCCAGGUUGAACAUGAAACUUUUUCCUGCGGUAUCGGCCCUACUGGCCGUUGUGCUGCGGGCCGCCUGCGACGAUGCGGUUUUCACCAGUCUUGCAUUGCUUACGAAUCAGUCUGCGUGGUUGCACAGAGACCUCAAUAACGCCUGUGAAUCGCUCAACACAGCGGUUGCCUUAUCAAGUUUCAGUGGUGGCGGCAUCUGGGUUCAAGGCGGCGGCACCGUGCAGUGCCCACUUGAUCCGAGCUUGGAACCAGGAUGCAUUCACUCUUUUGCUGAUGGAGUUGUGCAAUUUGACUCACACAGCCUGCAUUGCACUCAGCCGUGGGCAGGUACUAGGUGCAUUCUUGUGGGUUUCGUUGUUAAGGGCUACCAGGCUUUCUCGCCCGACCUGAUAGGCGACCUUUUGAAACUAGGGUUCAACCUUCCCGACUUAGGCACUGGCGAUGUCUUCGCAGCGCCAUCAGGGGUGUCCAGCUUUCCAGUUGUACUUGAAAUUUUCUCCGGCGCGGGUCGUCUGACGGCCCAGCUCAGGGCUCGUGGGGCCUCUGGAUCUUUAGCAGUCGACUCCAGUCAAGUGUCUGCACCUGCAGCCCCGCCUAAGGUUCUUGAUGUAGUGACAAAUCAGCAGCUUCUGUCCUCCUGGCUGGAAGCCGAUCAUGUUGUCGGUGUGCAUUUUGCCCCGCCAGUUGUGAUGCCUGCACCCUUGGAACGAGCUGUUCAAUACCUCGUCUCUCGAGCUGUGGAACUUGCCCUUCUUGUGUCCAUUGAGUUGCCGGCGACUUCAACCUUCUGGAGCUCUGCAGCUGGCCGCAAGGUGCGAAGCCUCUGCCCUUACUUGAGAGCUUUCCCUCUUGCUGAUUGUGCCGAUGCCAACGCCAGCUCUUUGUUGGUUAGCAAUCGUGAUGUCUUCGAUGGCUUUGCCACCGCUGCACAUGGCGCGCCUGCUGUCUCCUCUGAGGCGGCUCAGCUUUGGGAUCGAACAUACACUUGGGAGGUAGCUGCAAAGUUGGCCGACGGCUUUGUGCCCCGGCGCUUCCUCUUCGCCGCGCCUCAGGUGGCAAGUACACGAGCUGCGACAAUGUCCCAGCCCAAGGCCUCCAAGUUCCCCGCCCUUGUCUCUGAACAUCAGCAAGUCCUGUUGGUGCGCGGUCACAUGGACUGGCCGGUUGCCCGCAUGGAGCGUUUAAAGUCUGACCUUGAAUUGCCUCCUCACCUUCAAUGCCCCUUGCGUGUCCUUCCAGCUGGAGCUCAGUUGCUUCGGGUUACUAAGACGGUUAAAAAGGGGGUUGGUUCGGGGUUUUCGGGUGAGGAGUGGGUGUCGGCUUGGGGUGUUCCUAGGGAUCCCCAGGAGUUUGUGGCUGCGGCAAUCAGGGCCGGACACCCUUGCAAGUGGGAAGCUGCUCUCCCGCAGGUACUGCAGGAUGCCAUCCAGCGGAACGCAUCUUCUUCAGCCGAGCAAUUAGCUCGAGACCGAGCGCUCUUUUUCAAGACGUGGCUGUCAAGGGCAAAGGAGUUGGAAAGUGAAGAAGCUUCCUUUAAAGCAUCUUUGGCACCCCAUGUGUCCAGCAUUUUGGCACCGAAACGCUUGCUCUUGUUCAAGGAACUCCUUUCCGCUUAUGAGUAUCCGGAUCCCGAAGUUUUCGAUGAGAUCACGCGCGGCAUCCGGCUCACAGGCCAGACGCCGAACACUGGAAUAUUCCCGCCAACAUUUAAGCCAGCGGUGCGCCAAGCUGUUGAUCUUGAACAAUGGGCCCCUGGAGCUAGGUCUAGAGUUCUGGAGUGCAUCAAACCGCAAGGUGAUGUGGACGCCGUGGUCCAUGAGAAGACGGUCGAAGAGCGGGAAAAGGGAUGGGCUACGGGACCCAUUCCUUUGCAAUCACUGCCGCAGGACAGCUUGAUUAGUCGUAGAUUCGGGCUUAGGCAGGGGGAGAAGAUUAGGUUAGUGGAUGACUUGAGCUUCAGCGGGGUUAACGAAUUGGUUACGGUUCAGGAGUCUCCUAAACCCCACGGGCCAGACGUCGUGGCUGCUGCCAUGUUGACGUUCAUGCGACUCGCCCCAGGAGUGCCCCUUCAAGGCCGACCGUAUGAUUUGCGGUCUGCCUAUAGACAGCUGCCGGUGCAUCCAGAAUCUUUGCGACACUCCUACGUCGCUCAUUGGAACCCCACUGCGGGUUCCAUUGAGCUUGAUCAACUGCUUGCACUUCCGUUUGGAGCUUCACGGUCAGUGUUCGGAUUCCUUCGAGUAGCCACAGCCGUGUGGUGGCUGGGAUGUGUGGCGCUAAGCCUGUGCUGGAGCGUCUUCUUUGACGAUUUUAUUACAAUCGCCAAGUCCUGUGACAUCGGACACACGGAGGCAACCGUUUGCACCUUCUUCAGACUUCUAGGUUGGCUAUUCGACGAAUGCGGCUCGAAAGCCGUCGAUUUUAGUACAUCCUUCAAAGCGUUGGGUGUCUUGUUUAAUCUUGCCCAGUCCCCUAAGGGGCUAGUCACCAUUUCCAACACCCCAACUAGGAUCACUGAGCUAACCACCGUAAUUUCUACUUUGUUAGCCUCGCGGAAACUGACAAGGGCGGAAGCACAACGCCUCCGCGGCAGGAUGCAAUUUUGCGAUAGCUUCUUGUUCGGUCGGGCGUCGCGCUUGAGCUUGCAGGCAGUGUCACGACAUGUGCAUUCGACACAUGAUGAGGUGAUUGAUGGAGACUUGUGGGACUCGCUGCUUCGUUUCCACAAUUGUUUGCAGGAGAGUAGGCCACAUGUGGUCACGGCAACUCAUCAGGACUCCUUGUUUCUCUUUACGGACGCCUGCUACGAACCCGGCGCUGCUUGGUGCGCGGGGCUGGGUGCCGUGGUCUUCGGACCCAAAGGUGAGUGCUUGGGAUUCUUCUCCAUGUGUGUUGGUGAGCAAGUGCGGAAGAAGCUUGGUGAGGGUAUGAAAAAGACAAUCAUCUUCGAGCUAGAAUUCUUAGCCCUACUUGUAUCGUUGAUACACUGGAAAGACCUUUUCCGAAACCGGCCGCUUGUGUGUUACCUGGACAACAACACUUCGAGAGAUGUGUGCAUCUCGGGUCGGGGCAAGAGCGUCAUAGCGAAGGCCCUUGCAACGGCUUUGCUCUCGCUGGAAGAUGCAGGGGAGAUUAGGACGUGGUUCUCUAGGGUUCCAUCGCCUUCAAACAUCGCCGACAAACCGUCCCGCGAGCUUUGUGAAUUUCUUGAAAUCAAUGGAGCCACGAUUGUCGCUGACGACGCCUCUCAGGCGCUUCGUGACUGCGUUAGUUUCCUUGGCUGA
Symbiodinium sp. CCMP2592 is the source of this 4533-nucleotide messenger RNA. NCBI's taxonomy places the organism in Eukaryota, Dinophyceae, Suessiales, Symbiodiniaceae. The record is from the annotation of a GenBank genome assembly.